AUGCCAUCCAACAAGUAUUCCUCCGCUAUUAUGGCGGAAAGUGAUAAGAUGACAGCCACGGCUGCUGUAAACGGUGACACGUCUACAGGGGAGGCUUUGUCAGAAAACGACAGUGGCCUGGAGAUGACCAAUGAGAAUAGCCCCCUAACUGGAGCAGAACCACCCUCACCUUUUAGCCCCAAACAGAAUGGCGGCGCGGCAUCACCUGCAGAUGAGAGUGUGAACAGCCUGAGCAGGAAGAGAUCACGGAAGCGUUCUGAAACAGACUAUGGCAGCAGCGUCUGGGACUCGUGCAGUGAGGAGAAGUCUGAUCUGGGAUCAGGCAGCGGAUCAGGGCUCAGACAGAGGCCGCCUCCCAGGACCAUCUUUCAAGCCGGAUUGACGGCUCAGUCUAAACCUCGCAACAGGGACAGGGGCCAAAGCAAACCGGAGCCCAGCAUUCUGGUCGCCAGUUUUCCCGAAGGCCCCCGGCUAGAGCUGAUGGAACAAGACUCCAAAGACUCCACGUCCACCUCCACUACCGACACAGCCAACCAACCGGAAUACAAUGACAAUAAGGGCUUCGGAAUAGGGGAGCUGGUGUGGGGCAAAAUUAAAGGCUUCUCCUGGUGGCCCGGCAUGGUGGUGACUUGGAGAGCCACGGGGAAGAGACAGGCGUCGCACGGGAUGCGCUGGCUCCAGUGGUUCGGCGAUGGCAAGUUCUCCGAGGUGUCUGCUGAUAAGCUGGAUUCCAUCACAGCCUUUACGAAGUUUUUUAAUCAGUCCUCCUACACGAAGCUGGCUUCCUAUCGCAGAGCCAUUUUCCAAGCCCUGGAGAUGGCCAGGGAACGUGCCGAGAAGACGUUUCCACUGUGCGAAUCAGAUAAUUCAGAGGACCAAAUAAAGCCCAUGCUGGACUGGGCUCACAGUGGCUUCCUGCCCAAGGGAAUAGAGGGCCUCAAACCCAGAGGAAACACUAGUGAUUGCUGUUUGUUCCCGGUCGUACAAGAGAGCGCAACACUGCAGGCUCAGCUGCUGGAGUCCAAUCCACCAGAAUUCGCGCCAUCCGCCAAGAGGCCCCGACUUAUGUGCAAGGCUAAAGCGGCGACUGAGGACAUCUACAGCAGAGAACAAAUGGUUAAUGAAGUCUUGAAGAAUCACAGAAGAAUAGAAGAGUUCUGCCUGUCUUGCGGGAAGACGAGAGCAGCAACCUUUCACCCACUGUUUGAAGGAGGCCUGUGCCAAGCAUGCAAGGAUGUCUAUUUAGAGAUCUCCUACAUGUACGAUGACGACGGCUACCAGUCGUAUUGCACGGUGUGCUGUGGAGGCCGAGAGGUGCUGCUGUGUGGCAACGCCAACUGCUGCAGGUGUUUCUGCGUGGACUGUUUGGAUCUGCUGGUCGGUCCAGGAGCGUCGAAUAGUGCCCGGGACUUGGACCCGUGGCUGUGUUAUAUGUGCCAACCGUUGCAGCAGUACGGUGUGCUCAAGAGACGUCACGACUGGAGUUUGAAACUGCAGGAUUUUUUCGUCAAUGACAAAGGACAGGAUUUUGAAAGCCCCAAAAUCUACCCAGCAGUCCCAGCAGAGCAAAGGCGUCCAAUAAGAGUCCUUUCGUUGUUCGACGGCAUUGCUACAGGAUAUCUGGUGCUGAAGGAUUUGGGUUUUAAGAUCGACGCGUACAUCGCCUCAGAGGUGUGCGAGGACUCCAUAUCCGUGGGAGUUGUCCGACAUGAAGGAAAAAUCCAAUAUGUGAACGAUGUUCGAAAUAUCACCCGCAAAGACAUUGCUGAGUGGGGCCCGUUUGACCUGGUCAUUGGUGGAAGCCCGUGCAAUGAUCUCUCAAUAGUGAACCCAGCCAGGAAGGGUCUGUAUGAGGGAACCGGGCGUCUGUUUUUCGAGUUCUAUCGUCUGCUAAGCGAAGCAAAGCCAAAAGAGGAAGAAAACCGACCCUUCUUCUGGAUGUUCGAGAAUGUGGUUGCGAUGGGUGUCAAUGACAAGCGGGACAUUUCGCGCUUCCUUGAGUGUAAUCCCGUAAUGAUAGACGCCAUUGAAGUGUCAGCUGCUCACAGAGCACGGUAUUUCUGGGGAAACCUGCCUGGAAUGAAUAGGCCUCGCUAUGCUUCUGGGAUGGACAAGCUAGAGCUACAGGACUGCCUGGACCAUGGCCGUGUUGCCAAGUUUGGCAAGGUGCGUACCAUCACAACUCGCUCCAACUCCAUCAAGCAGGGUAAAGACCAGCACUUUCCAGUCAUUAUGAACGGCAAAGAGGACAUCCUGUGGUGCACAGAACUCGAGAGAAUCUUUGGGUUCCCUGUCCACUACACCGACGUGUCCAACAUGGGUCGUGGUGCCAGGCAGAAACUGCUGGGUCGUUCGUGGAGUGUGCCAGUCAUCCGGCAUCUGUUUGCCCCAUUGAAGGACUACUUCGCCUGUGAAUAA
Trichomycterus rosablanca is the source of this 2418-nucleotide messenger RNA. RefSeq names its product DNA (cytosine-5-)-methyltransferase 3 beta, duplicate b.1 (gene dnmt3bb.1). NCBI's taxonomy places the organism in Eukaryota, Metazoa, Chordata, Actinopteri, Siluriformes, Trichomycteridae. The transcript has 21 exons. Gene Ontology annotation, molecular function: DNA binding; DNA (cytosine-5-)-methyltransferase activity, acting on CpG substrates. The coding region runs from base 1 to 2418 and encodes 805 amino acids. Gene Ontology annotation, biological process: negative regulation of transcription by RNA polymerase II. Gene Ontology annotation, cellular component: nucleus. The record is from RefSeq and is a predicted model, not a curated record.